Quercus robur (English oak) is the source of this 1931-nucleotide messenger RNA. Its product is annotated as exopolygalacturonase-like. Bases 616 to 1794 code for a protein of 392 amino acids. The transcript is spliced from 4 exons. The record is from RefSeq and is a predicted model, not a curated record. Gene Ontology annotation, biological process: carbohydrate metabolic process. Lineage: Eukaryota; Viridiplantae; Streptophyta; Magnoliopsida; Fagales; Fagaceae. Gene Ontology annotation, molecular function: polygalacturonase activity.
UCUCAUAAUUUCUCUAAAUAUGGCCGCACUUAUUCCUUUUUCUUUUCUUUUUUUUAAUGUAUGCAUUAUAUGACCGUAAUGCCGCCCUUUAUUAAAAUUGAUACUUCUACCUCAAGUAAUGUUAUAACUACAAACUAUUUUAUAAUAUUUUUAUAAAUUAUUAAUGUGGCCAACUUCUUAUUGAUUUUCAUCUAGGCUCAUUAUUAACAUCACUUUUUCAUUUACCAAUAACCACCCACAAUAUCAGCAGUUUGUAAAAAAUAUUUGUAAAAAAGUUUGCAUUUCUAGCAUUACUCUUUUACUUGGUUAACCGCUAACAAUCAUUUGUGUCUAAGAGAAAAUCAAGGGAUUUGGAUUUACUGGUUAACCGUUCAUGGUCAUUUUUGUGUCAAGGAUUUGAUUUCAGGGAAUGAGAGCUUGACAAAUAAGGCAAAGUGAAUUAAAUCCCUUAAGUUUUUUAGCAUAAUUCAAUCGUAAAAUUAGUUAACAUUAGUUGAAUAGCUCAAUGGUGGUGAGCUCAUGUAUUGAAGUAUAAAUAGCUUCAAACCAAAUGGGGUAUUCAUCAUUCCGUACAACAAAUUGGCAAUAGCAAGGAAAUAAUUGAAGAACAAUAAGAUGGAAAAGAAUUUUAGCAUUGCAACAGUUUCCUUGCUAUUGCUGUUGACAUCCACCAAUGGUGGGCAGGUCUUUGACGUUAAAUCAUAUGGAGCACAGACUAACGGCGAUAUCACUCAGGCUUUGACACAAGCUUGGAAAGCUGCGUGUGCAGUAGCAGGAAGUAAAGUUGUGAUUUCAACAGGGACUUACAAACUAGGUUUAGUGACUUUGUUGGGUCCAUGCAAAGGUGCUAUUGAGUUUAACCUUCGGGGCACUCUACAAGCCCCAUCAGACAUUGAAUCCUUCAAAGGGAAAGAUGGUUGGGUCGUUUUUGAAAGGAUUGACAGUCUUACUGUGUCAGGCAGUGGAGUUUUUGAUGGCCAUGGACAAAUGGCAUGGCAAAAAAAUAAUUGUGCGAAAAAGUACAAUUGCGACAUACUUCCUAUUAAUAUAAGGUUCAACUUCAUCACUAAUUCAAUAGUCCAUGACAUUACAUCGAAGGAUAGCAAAUUUUUCCAUAUCAACCUUUUGGAAUGCAAGAACUUGCAAUUCCAACAUGUUACCAUAACUGCACCUGGAGAUAGCCCCAACACUGAUGGAAUCCACAUAGGACGGUCAUCUCAGAUCAACAUUACCAAUGCCAAUAUUGGAACAGGUGAUGAUUGCAUCUCCAUUGGUGAUGGAACCCAAGAUAUUACUAUUAAGCAAGUAACUUGUGGACCUGGCCAUGGUAUUAGCAUUGGAAGUCUUGGAAGGUACGAAAACGAACAACCUGUUUCAGGAAUCAGAGUUAUUGGUGCCACUCUUAGCAAUACAGAAAAUGGUGUUAGAAUCAAAACAUGGCCUGCUUCCCCUUCUGGGACUGCUUCUGAUAUACAUUUCGAGAAUGUUAUCAUGGACAAUGUUGGCAAUCCUGUCCUCAUUGAUCAAAACUACUGCCCAAACAAUCAAUGCUCAAAUGAGUCUCCCUCUAAUGUUAAGAUCAACAAUGUUAGCUUCAAGAACAUUACAGGAACUUCUACAACAUUGGAAGCUGUGAAGCUUGUUUGUAGUAAGAGUGUACCGUGCCAACAAGUGGUGGUUGCUGACAUUGAUCUCACAUACAAGGGAAGUGGAUCUGCUACUUCCACUUGUGUUAAUGUCCGACCUGCGGUUUCAGGCAAGCAAAACCCUUCUGCUUGUACCAAAAAAAUUUAGCUAAUGCGGAAUGAAGAAAUACUAUCUACAGAUAGGUUAUAGAAAUUCUAUUCAAAAUAGAAUCUCAUUUACUUUUGUCCAACAUGUUCCCUUUAAAAAAAAAAAAUUUUGGGGAAUGUUGCUUAGUUAUUUUUUGA